Clunio marinus is the source of this 333-nucleotide messenger RNA. NCBI's taxonomy places the organism in Eukaryota, Metazoa, Arthropoda, Insecta, Diptera, Chironomidae. The record is from the annotation of a GenBank genome assembly.
AUGCUAAUGUUUACAUGUUUCAGUUCUACUGCCUUGUAUUUAAACUCAAUUCAACAACAAAUAUCUACUCAAAUUAAAGGAAAAUUCGUUUGCAUUUCAGUAAAUACAGUUUCAAAUUUACAUUCUAGUUUAGAUUCCGUUCGUCCUUUUGUUGAACAAUUUAUAUUUGCACGAAUAACUUUAAUUGCUUUCUUCACUACACCAUCGAACCGAUUAGUAAUAAUGGAUAACGUUCGCUUUAAGAUUAUUCAAAAAGGAUUCAAUUUAAUCAGCAAAAUACGACAUAACUUUGAUGACUUUUAUGAGAAGGAAUUCCAACCACUUGAGGAUUGA